CCCGCCCACCCCCGGUAAACACCGUGUCCGGAAGUAGCCCAGCUUUUAGCAACUUUUUGCACUCCUCGAAUGUUGCGGGUCUGGGCCAGGGCAGCACCAAUGAGCCGGAGCGAUCCAGGUCCGGACGUGUGCGGUUCUGCCGGUGCUGCUCGCCCCAUGUGGCCGUUAGCCUGUUAGCCUGCUAGCUCGUCCCAGGGAACUUCCAUUCAGACUUGAAACAACAUGUCCCGAGGAGACGUCCGAGGACAGUUUUUGUACGAGCUGCCGGCUCCGGUUCACUUGGAGUUCUGCCGGGUCAUGGAUGGCCUGUCAGACUUGGACUGGACCCGCUUCGCCUCUGAGGUCCUGCAAGACCAACUCAGCGUGCGAUUGGCUGAGAGGAAAGAGAGGCGGACCGACUAUGUGAUGAGCCAUUGGAUGAACAGGAAUGGCCUCGUUGGGGACCUGCUGGACCUGCUGGAGCAUCUCCAGCUUCUCCGCCCCAGAGACAUCAUCCUUGGCUGGGCGUCCAGCUUGUCACCACCGGCUCCUGUUGCUCCUCCAGCUGCUCCUUUUCGGCCUCCUGAUGCCUUCUGUGCCUUUGACCCGCCCCCCAAAUUCGUGGUGGCCCCGCCCACACUGACCACUCACGUGAUCGGCAAUAAAGUAGAUAAAGGAGGAGGAGGGACCCUACCCAGACCUGACCCACCUCCUUUCAGUUUACAGUCCGAAAGACCUGGAUCCCCCCAGAUGUUGCCUCUCCAGGCCCCUCCUGUGGCAGCGAUCGGCGACGGCGGCUGCGGUGUGAUGCGCUGGUCGUAUGAAGAGGUGCAUGCUGGGACGGAGGGCUUCUCUCCUGCCUUGCAGGUCGGCGAGGGCGGCUUUGGAAACGUGUACAGAGCGUCCAUGAGGAACACCGACUGUGCAGUCAAGCGGCUCAAAGAGGACUGUCUCCUGGACUUUGCCGUGCUGAAGGAGAGCUUCGACACUGAAGUGGAAAAACUCUCCAAGUAUAGACACCGGAACAUUGUGGACCUGCUGGGUUUCUGUGAGGGACCAGGAGGUUUUUGUCUCAUCUACAGCUACAUGGAGAACCGAUCCCUGGAGGACCAGCUGCAUAAUGUGUCUGGCGCCCUCCCCUGGUCCGAGAGGGUCCGCGUUGUUGUCGAAGCGUCAGCAGCGCUGCAGUUCCUCCACUUCCCACCAGAGGGACACAGCGCCGUCAUCCAUGGAGACGUCAAAAGCUCCAACAUCCUGUUGGACCGCCACAUGGUGGCCAAGCUGGCGGACUUCGGUUUGGCCCGUUUCGUCCCUCAGCGCCCGGCGUCCAAGACCACGACGCUGGGCCGCACGUCCACGCUGAGAGGCACGCAGGCGUACCUGCCUGUGGAAUACGUGAGGAACGGAAAGCUGGGGACCACGGUGGACGUCUACAGCUUCGGAGUGGUGCUGCUGGAGGUCCUGACUGGUCGGCGAGCUCUGGUGAAUGACACGUAUCUGAAAGACCUGGUCCAGGACAUCCAGGGGGAUCAGGUUGUUUUUUCUGAAUCGGCUUGGAGACAACAACUGGACAGGCGGCUUAUCACAGGGGACGCCACAGAGCCGGUCGGCAGCAUGCAGAUGGCGGCGCUGGCCUGCGUGUGUCUGGACAGGUCGUGGAGGAAGAGGCCGGACAUGAAGCAAGUGCUUGACAAACUUCAGGACAUCCACAAGCUGGUGGGCAAGAGCGACCGCCCGUGUCCCCCGCCCUCGUCAGACUCCAGUGUGGAGGUUCUGAGCCAGCAGUUGUCCAGUCUGGGACCACUGGAGGACACCUACAAGCCACUCUCCUCCCUGCCUCCCCCUCCGUCCUCUUUCUCCUCCUCGUUUGAAGGUCCGUGUGAAACUGACGAGAGUCGAGGCUUCUCUCAAUACCACCUGUUUGCCUCCAAAACGUUGUCCACGCCCACCAGAGACCAGAAACACAGUCAAAGCCAGUCCUUGUUUGGAAAGCCUUCUCAGGACAAUGUCCGUCCAGGACCCAGCCUUCAGCCCAGUAGCCCUCAGAUAGGGGUGGUACCGGGACCAGGUUCUAUAGAGCAGACCGGAACAGAAUGCUACUCUCCCGCGGGGUCGCUCCAGUCAGUGAGUCAACAGUCCUCAGGUCGCUUUCCCCCAAACGGUGCGCAGCCUGGCAAGGCGUCCAGGUGUCCGGAGGAGAGCGACGAGCUGGAUUUUCUUGCCGACAGCUGAUGAGUAGACCUGAUGGACAUGUACAAAACCCAAAAGCAGUGAAGUUGGCACGUUGAGUAAAUGGUAAAUAAAAACAGAAUACAAUGAUUUGCAAAUCCUUUUCAACUUAUAUUCAAUUGAAUAGACUGCAAAGACAAGAUACUUAAUGUUCACACUGAGAAACUUAUUUGGCAAAUAAUCAUGAACUUAAAAUUUAAUGGAAGCAACACAUUGCAAAAAAGUUAUCACAGGGGCAUUUUUACCACUGUGUUACAUGGCCUUUCCUUUUAACAACACUCAGUAAACGAUUGGGAACUGAGGAGACACAUUUUUGGAGUGGAAUUAUUUACCAUUCUUGCUUGAUGUACAGCUUAAGUUGUUCAACAGUCUCCCUUCUGCUAUUUUAGGCUUCAUAUUUUCAAUGGGAGACAGGUCUGGACUACAGGCAGGCCAGUCUAGUACCCGCACUCUUUUACUAUGAAGCCACGCUGUUGUAACACGUGGCUUGGCAUUGUCUUGCUGAAAUAAGCAGGGGCGUCCAUGAUAACGUUGCUUGGAUGGCAACAUAUGUUGCUCCAAAACCUGUAUGUACCUUUCAGCAUUAAUGGUGCCUUUACAGAUGUGUAAGUUACCCAUGUCUUGGGCACUAAUACACCCCCAUACCAUCACAGAUGCUGGCUUUUACACUUUGCGCCUAAAACAGUCUGGAUGGUUAUUUUUCUCUUUGGUCCGGAGGACACAACGUCCAUAGUUUCCAAAAACAAUUUGGACUCGUCAGACCACAGAACUUGCAUCAGUCCAUCUUAGAUGAGCUCAGGCCCAGCAAAGCGUUUCUGGGUGUUGUUGAUAAAUGGCUUUCACUUUGCAUAGUAGAGUUUUAACUUGCACUUACAGAUGUAGCGACCAACUGUUGUUACUGACAGUGGGUUUCUGAAGUGUUCCUGAGCCCAUGUGGUGAUAUCCUUUACACACUGAUGUCGCUUUUUGAUGCAGUGCCGCCUGAGGGAUUGAAAGUCACGGGCUUGCCGCUUACGUGCAGUGUCUUCUCCAGAUUCUCUGAACCUUUUGAUGAUAUUACGGACCGUAGAUGGGGAAAUCCCUAAAUUCCUUGCAACAGCUCGUUGAAAAAUGUUGUUCUUAAACUGUUGGACAAUUUGCUCAGGCAUUUGUUGACAAAGUGGUGACCCCUCGCCCCAUCCUGAGCAUUUCAUGGAAGCUGCUUUUAUACCCAAUCAUGGCACCCACCUGUUCCCAAUUAGCCCGUUCACCUGUGGGAUGUUCCAAAUAAGUGUUUGAUGAGCAUUACUCAACUCUCUCAGUCUUUUUUGCCACUUGUGCCAGCUUUUUUGAAACAUGUUGCAGGCAUCAAAUUCCAAAUGAGCUAAUUUUUACAAAAAAUAAAGUUUUCCAGUUGGAACGUUAUGUAUCUUGUCUUUGCAGUCUAUUCAAUUGAAUAUAAGUUGAAAAGGAUUUACAAAUCAUUGCAUUCUGUUUUUAUUUACCAUUUACACAACGUGACAACUUCACUGUUUUUGGGUUUUGUAUGUAUAGGGACCAAAACCGAACCGGAUUAGGUACUACACCAUGACCUCACAAUGGUCUCACUUCCUGUCUCUUUUCCAGAAAACUGAUUAUUUAGGAUCAUACUGAUUGACACUGAAUAAUAAUUCCCAGUUUUGACGGACUAAGGUGCUGGAAUGCCAAAACCGUUUUAAAUUGUUGUGUUCUACUAUUUUCAGUGCAAACUUUAUUUCUAACACAAUUUUUCGUUACAGACAAUAUUUAGUUUAUAUAAUAAUAAAGCUUAUCUUUUCCAGUUUUUCCAUUUGGUUUUAUGCUGAAAAGGUGAUUUUAUUAACAACUGAAGUAGUGAAGUGAGCUGCAGUGAUGGCCUGUAACCACCAGGUGUCACUGUGGAGCAGGACAAUGAAAACUAGUCAGUCGCUGUAAUAUUGAGAAUCCAAACAAUGACUUCAGGUUGUCUUUUAAUAAGUUGAUAGUUUGGAUUCUCCGAGGGACUAAAAAUGGGCAAAACUGCUCUACUUUUGCCGAUUAUUUUUACUUGAAAUUAUUUUGUCUGUUCUUGUAGACAAUUUUAGGAAAAAAAUAUAAAACUUUCAUCUAACAACAAACCAAUACGACAAUGUAACACUAUCAACAAAAUAAUACAGUUAUUACAAAAUAAACAGUGCAAAAACUAUUAGUGUCUCUUAUUCAAAUCCUUAGUUUAUAAACAUUAUAUAAUUACAACCAUUUGAACAACAACAACAAAAAAUCUCAUCCAGUUAGUACCGACUCGAUACUGGCGUUGUGGUGGUAUCGAUAUUAUCGGUGUUGGCUCGAUCCGCCCACCCAAUCGAAAACUUUUGUAAAAAUGCUAAAUCAUUGAGCUAAUAAUUACAAAUGUAUUUCAAAAGGAGGGGGAUAAUAAAUAUACACUUAUUGCCAGUUUUCAGUCUAGUUUAGUAGUGUUUGAAUAAAAAGAGUCUAGUGAUAUUCUACAAGUUUUUUUUUUGUUUUUUUGAACAACAAACAUACAUUUAUAAUUCACACAUAUGUCAAGGCACUUUCAACAUCAAGGAGAGAAAUCUAAAGUGAAUACAGAUAGAGUAUUAAAUAUUAAUUAAAGCUGCAAGCAGCGAUGGACGGGACCGACUUUGAGGGCUCAUAAAAUCCAAACCGGAGCAGUAAUUACAACUCUUUCAUCAACUUUUAAUCAGAAGGGUUCAAUCUCUCUCCUGUGCUAAUUUGAAGCCGACACGACAAACGCGCUCAGAGGAGAUAAUGUUUGAAAAAAGGUGACUGCUUUUCUACAACUUUUGUUUUGAAGGGGGAAUUGCAAACUUCCUGUUGAUUUUUGCUGGGGGUUGUCAGUGUAUGAAAUAUAGGUCUAAGUGAGACCUACAUAGAGGUUUCAUGUCUCUACGACAUUCCUACUGGGAGUUACAGGCAGUUUUGUCUGUUUUCUUCCUAGGGGGCGCUAGAGCGAAAUUUUGAGUUUUGGGUUUGUUUGUUUUUUAUUAGAUCGCAAUAUUCGCCAGUCCUGAUGUGUGUGUCCAAUUUGGUGAGUUUUGAAGCAUGUUAAGGGGGUCAAAUUACAGCUCAAAGAGGUGGAGGUAUAAUAAUAAAAUGCUAGAAAUACAAUAGGGUCUUCUGUCCCAAAGGGACUCGGUCCCUAAUAAAUAACUAGAUGAGGCAAUACCUGGCUACCGUGCCGAGUUUUACACAGCACAGACACGAAGUAACGGCACAUUAUUUGCAGAUUCUUAUUCUUGAUUUGCAAAAAAUAUUUUUUGGACCAAUUAGGUGAAUAAUAAUUUCAUAAUGAUUCAUUAAUAAUUUCAUAAUAAUUUCAAAUGCAUAAUUUCCCACGGCACACCAGACAAAAUCUCACGGCACAGUGGUUGAAAAACACUAAUGUAUAAAAA
Nerophis lumbriciformis (worm pipefish) is the source of this 5618-nucleotide messenger RNA. RefSeq names its product interleukin-1 receptor-associated kinase 1 (gene irak1). Gene Ontology annotation, biological process: protein phosphorylation; signal transduction. The record is from RefSeq and is a predicted model, not a curated record. Lineage: Eukaryota; Metazoa; Chordata; Actinopteri; Syngnathiformes; Syngnathidae. Gene Ontology annotation, cellular component: plasma membrane. Gene Ontology annotation, molecular function: protein kinase activity; protein binding; ATP binding.